CUGCUCCUCCCAUGCUACAUUCCACUGACUUGCUCAAACUUCCCUGCAAAAUCUCCAAAAUGGAGACUCUGCCUUCUCCUUUCCCUCUGAAGUCCUCCUCACCAAAAGCUAAAGUCUUCCUCGUGUUCUUUUCUAUGGUCCUAUGUACAGCUGCCUUAUUUAUUCUGCAGUUAAAGUUCUUGAAACCCAGGCAAAAAGACUUCUAUUCCUAUGAAGUUACGGAUUCCAGGGGACGACCGGUUUAUUUGAGCAAGUACAGAGGCAAAGCAUGUCUUGUUGUAAACGUGGCGAGUGGCUGCCAGCACACAGAUGCAAACUACAGAACUCUCCAGGAUCUGCACAGGGAGUUCGGCCCGUCCCACUUCACCGUCCUGGCGUUCCCCUGCAACCAGUUUGGAGACUCUGAGCCCAACUCAAACCGGGAUAUAGAAGCGUUUGCUAAAGGCAACUAUGGAGUGUCAUUCCCAAUAUUCAGCAAAAUAAAGAUUCUAGGGAGUGAAGCUGAACCUGCUUUCCGCUUCCUUGUGGAUUCCACAAAGAAGGAGCCGCGCUGGAAUUUUUGGAAAUACCUGGUUAAUCCUCAGGGUCAAGUAGUGAAAACCUGGAGACCGGAGGAGCAUUUUGAAAGUAUGAAAGGAGAUGUGGCAGCAAUGGUCAGAGAGAUUAUCAAGAAGAGAAGGGAAGACCUUUGAAUGUUUGAGCCAUGUGGACUGUGAAGGGGGAAUCUGUGAUGUUUUAUAAAGGAGAACUCUAUCCACUAACACGGACUCAGUUUGUGAUAGCACUCUGCAAAUUGAGGAUGGACU
This is a messenger RNA of Nanorana parkeri, 806 nucleotides long. It is a transcript of the gene GPX8, whose product is annotated as glutathione peroxidase 8 (putative). NCBI's taxonomy places the organism in Eukaryota, Metazoa, Chordata, Amphibia, Anura, Dicroglossidae. Gene Ontology annotation, biological process: response to oxidative stress. The record is from RefSeq and is a predicted model, not a curated record. Bases 12 to 692 code for a protein of 226 amino acids. The transcript has 3 exons. Gene Ontology annotation, molecular function: glutathione peroxidase activity.